Molecule: messenger RNA, 1331 nt
Organism: Lineus longissimus
Lineage: Eukaryota; Metazoa; Nemertea; Pilidiophora; Heteronemertea; Lineidae
Product: chromatin complexes subunit BAP18-like
Exons: 7
Coding region: 151-645 (164 amino acids)
Cellular component (GO): MLL1 complex; NURF complex
Source: RefSeq, a predicted model, not a curated record
AAUACUUGCAACUAUUAUGUUAAUCACUGAAAUCUUAGUGUACUAAUUGCUCGCUAUAAGCUAGGUUAUUGCGCCCCUAAACCAACGUACUGACAACGGUCCCAGGAACUCAAACUUUAACAAAUAUACGUCUGACUAACAUCUUCAACAAUGAGCUCAGCUAGCAAGGUUGGAGAGAUCUUCUCCGCUGCUGGUGCUGCUUUCAGUAAACUGGGAGAACUGACGAUGCAACUACAUCAGAGUUCAGAACCAUCUUCUGGAGCGAAAUGGACAGAACAGGAGGUUGAUAUGUUGCGCAAUGCGGUGAAGAGAUUUGGAGAUGACCUCAACCAAGUUAGUGAGAUCAUGAAAAAUAAAACUAUCUCCCAAAUCCGAUCACAGUUAAGGAAGAAGUCAUUUGAAGAGUCUGGCCUGCCCGUUCCUCCGGAGCAGCCAAAAAGUGCAACAUCGCCCAAGAAAGUGAAAAUAGAGGCUGGACAAUCAGAUGGGGAACCAGCUGCUAAGAAACAGAAAACUUCAGAAGUGACGUUGAGUGCGUUGAAUGCUCCUGAGGGGGAUGUUGACAUUGAGACAAUCGGAGAAAAUGCCGGACCCAUGAACAAGAAGUUGGACUUUGAUUCGGAUUUGGAAUCUAAUAUCCUGUAAACACAUCAAAUGUCAGACAAGACAUGGCUGAUGUGUUCACUGGUGUCUCUGAGAACAAGUGAAUGUGGAGUAAGCAACACAUGCAUGGAUCAUCGGCUUAAAGUCUUGCUGAAUUGCAGGAUUGGAAUUACUUGUGUCUCCACGGUUGAAAUAAUCUCUGUGACAUCCUACGGAUGUUUAAAACUUGAUCUUGUGAGGACAAUGCAAGCUUUUCAUGGGCUCACAUACUGUUAGGUAUUGGAAAUGUUUUUGACCAGACAGCCAACUGGGAUUGCCUAGCCUAUAUUGUACUUACAUCAGUUCAUUUCCCGUACUUCUCACUUACAUACUUCCAUUUCCCAUAAACAGUCUGUGAAAAGCAAAACCAUGGACAAUGGCAAAUACGGGUUGCAUCAUCUGUCAUCAUUUCUUAGAAGUUGAAAAUCUAAAAUGAACGAUUGGAAAAUUCGAAAAUUGGCAUGGAAUUUGUCAUCCUAUGGUCACUAAUCUAUUUCGAACAACCGGACCCUUGAGAGAUCAUCAGACCUGUUUGGACAGGCAUGGGUUGUCAGAUAGUGGAUGAAUGUUCUGCUGUGUAGGAGUGUUGGAAGUAGGGGGAAAGGACUCUGUGUAUUUUACCAAUGCCGGGAUAAUUUAGAUUUCUACUAUUUGUAAAGUGUAUAUUAAAUAAAUGUGCUUUUUAUGGA